AUGUCAACCCAUGGUUGGGUGGAAGAGACUGGCAAAAUAGAACUGGGGAGAGCAGGGAGUGGGAGUGAAGAGGUGUGGAGAAGAACUGCUUUCCCAAGCGACGUUGAACCGGGAGUUCCAAAAACUUAUGUGAGUAUUGGAGUGAGUGGGUGGAUGGCCGCGUUCCGUUGGGGACCGUAUGGCGUACAGUAUGGCAUACUUCCCCCGAAUCGGGGGGGACCAGCAUACGGCUCGCCUUGCGGGAGCGUGCGGGACCUUGCGCUCCUCGGAGGUGAAUGCUUGGCGGUGUCUGGCAACUAUUGUUUAUCAACAAACCGCAGACGUCCGCCGCUUCACCACUAUAUUAUCAGUGUGGGGGAUGUAAAUGCUAUUUUGACAGCUUAUGCGACGUCACAGAACAUCAAAAACAAUGUGGACGCAAGAGCUAUCGGUCCCCCCAGCAGUGCCUGCAGAAUUGAUCCUGAGGUGGAGCGUGUCAGGAGAGAGUCCAACAAAACAGAGAAGAUGGGUUUUGACACGCUGAGCCUUGAGAAUCCUGCCUUUGCUGCCUACCUCUUCUAUUCCGCCGUGCUGUGUUUGAAGGUGAUCCUCAUGGGACCUCUGACUGGAUAUUAUCGUAUGACCCGCGGGGCCUUCGCCAACCCCGAGGACGCCAGUAAGUUUGGGGCCAAGAGCACCAAGACGGACUCAGACGUGGAGCGCGUGAGGAGAGCCCACCAGAACGACAUUGAGAACAUCCCAUUCUUCCUUGUGCUGGCGUCCCUCUUCCUCUUCACCAAUCCCAGCCCGUUCUUCGCAAAGGUGUUGUUCAGGAUCUUCACGGGCGGCAGGAUUCUUCAUACUAUCUUGUACCUGAGGGGCAGCUCUCUCAGGCCUCUCGCUUUCGUUAUCCCUACACUGGUUUCUGUUUACAUGGCUGUGUGCAUUAUCUACACCUUUCAUUGAUCGGGGAGUGUCGUGACUCAAGAGCGUGACAGGUGUUCAGUAUGAAAGCUGAAAGUUAAAUAAUGAUUGAAUAGUUUUGUACUCUCAGACUAGAUUUUGAAAGGAGCAGCUUAGAAGUAAAGAAAUUAAAUAAGUUUAGAAUAGCGAUCAAUAUUGCUUCUACGAUGAGUUUUGCCAGCCAUGGUUAUUUAUAUUAUGACUAUUAUCUCUUUACUCACUCACGUCUGUACACGUGAUUUUGAAUAAGUUAUGGCCAUUAUCUCAAAGCACUCUGUUAACAAAUGAUGAACGAUUGUUGUUAGAUAUUGCUAAACCAUUUUAAUAAAAACCCCGUCCUUUCUCGUUGUGCAA
Messenger RNA from Portunus trituberculatus (swimming crab), 1296 nucleotides. RefSeq lists its product as uncharacterized. The record is from RefSeq and is a predicted model, not a curated record. The transcript is spliced from 6 exons. Lineage: Eukaryota; Metazoa; Arthropoda; Malacostraca; Decapoda; Portunidae. Bases 1 to 945 code for a protein of 314 amino acids. Gene Ontology annotation, cellular component: membrane.